GUAUUCAUGACACCUGCACGUGGCUGCAGGCUAUAAAUACGAGGUAACAGGUUGUCAGUGUGUGAUUGCGGUCCACGGCGCCGGGCAGGGCACAUCCCCGCGGAGUAAGACACACGGAGAACCAGCGGCAACUCCACCGACCACAAUGAAGGCCCAACGCGUCACGGGAGCCAGCAGCUCAGGAACGCCCAAAGAACAGAUGCUCAGGACGUACCAGAGGGCUGUGUUCUCCGCGCUGUUCUUGGGUUAUGCCUGUUACACGUAUAACAGAAAGAGUGUGUCUUAUGCCCUGCCGACGCUCCUGACUUCGGGCCUCAUAACCACGGCCACUGUGGGUGCAAUCACGAGCUGUCAGAACACGGCCUAUGCGAUCAGCAAAUUCCUGGGCGGAGUUCUCUCGGACAGGAUCAGCGCGCGGCUCCUCUUCUCGAUGGGCCUGGCUCUGAGCGGGGCCAGCACGCUCCUCUUCUCGAGAACCGAAGACCCGAGACUCUGGGCGCUGCUGUGGUUCGCCAACGGGUUCGCUCAGGGCGCUGGGUGGCCUGCGUGCGCGAAGCUGCUGAAGAAAUGGUUCAGCCCGGCCAACUUCGGCACGUGGUGGAGCGUGCUGACGGCCAGCAGCAACGUGUCGGGAACCGCGUCGCCGCUGCUCGCCGCCUACGUCAUCGUGCCACCACGGGAGCGCCUCGCUUAUUCUGGCAGGUCCACCGUCCACUUCCUCCAAGCUAUACAUGUGAUCGCAUAUCCUUUAUCGGUUCCUAUUACUCCCUUCCUGUGGGUGGUUUCUGUCAGCUACAUGGUCGUGUUCUGCAGCAAGACAGCGCUGUCGGACUGGGGGCAGAUCUAUCUCAUCGAGGAACUUGGACGGUCCCAAAUGCAGGGUAAGUUCACGUGUCUGUUAUUCUAUGUGUGUGCGUACAGGCAUGCGUGUACAGGGCCCGUACCUCAGUGUCACUUACCAUCUUAUGCUGUAGUCACUAUUACUCCUCUCGCCGAGUCUCCUCUCAGUAUAGAGACCCGUGGAUUCCUUAUAUCGUUCUAUAAUACUUUAUGGUGUUUUGUGAUCACUGAGUGUAUACCGUCUGUAGUUAUCGCGUUAAUACUUUUCUGUCCCCCUCAGCUUCUCGUCUCCGCGGUGGGCGUGCUGCUCGGGGCCAGCAUGUUCGGGCCGAUUUCCAUCUACGGCAUCGUGGCGUCCGAAUCCUUCCCCGCACAUCUGUCUGGCACUGCGCAUGCCGUGGUGGCCCUCGCUGCCAAUGUCGGCGCUGUGGUCGCCGGUUGGCCGCUGAGUUGGGUCGCCAGAACUUUCUCGUGGAACGGGGUCUUCCUGCUUCUCGAGAUCCUGGCUGCGUCUUCUGUGCUCCUCAUCCUCCUCAGCAGAAGAAUACACAUCACACUCAAGGCCAAGGAGCAGUAGAUUAUAUGUGUAUAUGUUGUUUUUAUUUUUUAUUUAGCUUUUUUUAAUGUUUAGGUUAACCUGUUUUUUCUAAUUUUCUUUAUUCUUUGUUUCUUUUUCUAUUCCAUUCUUUUCUUUUUUAAUCAUUAUUUUCUUCUCAGUUCACUUCUUUAUAAUAAUUUCCUAUCUAAUCACGUUUUUAUCAUGUAUGUUAGUAACUUUUCAUGUAUUUACACACAGCAAAUUUCUUUAGGUUGAGAAAUAUGCAGGACUAUAUACUAUGCAUAUAAACUAGUACUUAAUUAUUUUCCAGUACUAUUCGUUGUAAAUCUCUUUGCAAUAAUAUGUAAAAAGUACGUGAAUCGCAUACUGAAGAAUCCAUCCAUAUCCUUUGUAGAUAAAUAAAUAAAAAUAUACAUUA
This is a messenger RNA of Penaeus vannamei (Pacific white shrimp), 1817 nucleotides long. The record is from RefSeq and is a predicted model, not a curated record. NCBI's taxonomy places the organism in Eukaryota, Metazoa, Arthropoda, Malacostraca, Decapoda, Penaeidae.